AGAGAGAAAAAGGAAAUCGAAUUAAAAUUAUCAUCGAGGAUCACGUCAGAUUCGAGGCACGACGACGACUACGAACUUGUUCUCCAUUAUCAAAUCAAUCAGCUCCUCUAAAAAAACCCUAAACUUCUCUUAGAUCGAUCGGAGGAAUCUGCGGCAAGCUAUAAUGGCCAACAGUAAUUUGCCGCGAAGAAUCAUCAAGGAAACUCAACGUCUGCUCAGUGAACCGGCUCCCGGUAUAAGCGCCUCUCCUUCUGAGGACAAUAUGCGCUAUUUCAAUGUUAUGGUUCUUGGUCCUUCACAAUCACCUUAUGAAGGAGGAGUUUUCAAGUUGGAGCUCUUUUUGCCUGAAGAAUACCCCAUGGCAGCUCCCAAGGUUAGGUUUCUCACAAAGAUAUACCAUCCUAACAUUGACAAGCUUGGAAGAAUAUGUCUUGAUAUUCUGAAGGACAAAUGGAGCCCUGCACUACAAAUACGAACCGUGCUCUUAAGUAUUCAAGCUCUUCUGAGUGCACCAAAUCCAGAUGAUCCGCUGUCUGAGAACAUUGCUAAGCAUUGGAAGAGUAAUGAGGCAGAAGCUGUGGAGACUGCCAAGGAAUGGACCCGUCUUUACGCAAGUGGUGCAUAGAGGUUCUCUUUUCAUCCAAAUAACAUUACAUGUGAUGAAAUCUAUCCCAACAUCAAAGUUAAAAGAAAGUUUAUAUUUUGCUGGUUCUUCCCCCUCAUAAUUACAAAAUUGUGUUUUCGUCUCCAUUAAGCUGUAAUCUCAUCUGAAUCACUGUAUCAUUACUAAUAGGAUAAAACUCGUUUUUCAUAUUUGAAGUUCUUCAUGGUUCUUUGAGUCAAAAGGAAGUCUUUCUUAUACUGUGUCUAGCUCUGUAAAUUACAAGUUUCAACGAAAUCCAAAGGUUGUUUGAUCA
Capsella rubella is the source of this 917-nucleotide messenger RNA. Its product is annotated as ubiquitin-conjugating enzyme E2 35. Gene Ontology annotation, cellular component: nucleus. Gene Ontology annotation, molecular function: ubiquitin conjugating enzyme activity. Lineage: Eukaryota; Viridiplantae; Streptophyta; Magnoliopsida; Brassicales; Brassicaceae. The coding region runs from base 164 to 625 and encodes 153 amino acids. Gene Ontology annotation, biological process: protein K63-linked ubiquitination; DNA damage tolerance. The transcript has 8 exons. The record is from RefSeq and is a predicted model, not a curated record.